Molecule: messenger RNA, 2130 nt
Organism: Plasmopara halstedii
Lineage: Eukaryota; Oomycota; Peronosporomycetes; Peronosporales; Peronosporaceae
Product: FOG: PPR repeat
Exons: 1
Coding region: 1-2130 (709 amino acids)
Molecular function (GO): protein binding
Source: RefSeq, a predicted model, not a curated record
AUGCGCCGAGUGUGCCGGCAUGUGUCGUUAUGCCAGCCACAGCGCUUAUCCAGCUCUUCUGCACCUCAUCACAUCAAUCGGCUGCCUCGUGUACGAUUUGAUGAUAAGCGUAUCAGCAUAUUAUUGUCGAGUCGAACAUCUACAGACAGCUUCGUACUCGCUUGCCGAGCGCUGCGUUGCAAAGAUGAGAUUGAACUAGUGGCAGCCACAGACUCACGUGCAUGGAAUGUGGCAUUACAACGUCGAUUUGAAAAACGAGAUGAACGUGGUGCCGCCGAGCUACUCGGGCUUGUGGCCAAUUUUGCUCGUGAAAACGCCAGUGUACCCGUUUGGACAGACUUGUUGUUUACGGUACUACGGCAGCGUUCAUCCCGUGUGUUUCGUGCGGAAGAGACGUUCACGCUUCUUGAUCAAUUAAAGAAGCGAUAUGGUCCGCAAUUUGUAGCGCGUGUGCUGGUGGAAAUUAUUAAUGGAUGUGCCAAUAUUAACAUGAUGACAGCUGGACACGAGUUGCUGCUGUAUCAUCAAAAAAUGUGGUCAGAAAUUCGAGAAAAAGAAGCGGACUUGAGCUCCAAUGAGUCUCUUAUUCCUCCAUCAGUUGUAGGACAUUUGCUAGCCAAGUUGACGAAAAAAAAGAAGUACAAGCAAGCUAUAAGCUUAGCAACAGCGUACUUCAGCCAUCCGGACUUCGAUGCGGCCAGAGAUUUUCAACAGCAAGGCUUUUUGGCGCUGUUUGAAGCUACUUCAAAGGCACAACAGAGCUCUCAAAAGAUUGUACGCACGUUUUUGGACUACGUGGAGGGAAACGUGCGUACAAUUGGCCACGAAUUGGAUCGUAUACGAAAUUUAAAGCUGGAGAAAGGCUUUGGCGCUGCAAUCCAGUGCUGUUUAGCGCAAGAGGAGUAUUCGUUGGUGCUUCAUUGUUAUUCGACAAUGAAAAACACACGGCAGAAGCUGCUUGAACAUGAGAGUCAUUCAAAAACGAAUUUAGUGGAUAGUGGAAAUGAAGAAAGAGAAAGUAUUGCGGAUACCGUGCUUUUAGCCGAUGAGAACAUAUACGUAAACGUAAUGAAAGCAUGCCUGGCAAGUAAAAACAAUUUCAUGCUGAAAUCAGUCUUUCGUGAAAUGGCUGCUCGAGGUGUAGCUCGCAGUGCAGGAUUCGGGUUAGCAAUACGAUAUUGUCAUGAGCAUUUGGAAUCAAACUUUUUGGAAGAAGUAUUAGAGAAUGUCUUUUUUGCUGAACAGGAGCUGGCUGGUGCGUGGGUAUUACAGGUGGAAAAUUAUAAUGACGCGCUUGGCUGCUUUGCGGCUACAGGCAGAGCCGAACAAGCCAAAACACUUUUUUCACGCAUGUUGAGCAACCCCAUUCUUGUGCCUGAUCACAUCACAAUGCUUGAGAUGGUGGAAAAUUAUCGUGAUGCACCACUCGAGGAUGUUUAUGAUCUUAUGAAUACGUUUUUUGACUGGAAGUUGGCGCCAAAUCUGCAAGUUUUUACGUCUUUAUUGUCGAUCUGCAUGCAUCAACGUGUUAAUAGCGAUGCAUUCGCACUCAUCGAUACAAUGAAGAAACGUGGUAUUGUUCUCGAUACUAAAGCGUUUACUUCGAUCGCAUUUAUUCAGGCAUCUCGCGGCGACGUGAAAGCCAUUGUAAGCGUCUUACGCGAUAUGGCUAACAAUUUUGUUCCUACUGACAAUAUCCUUUUCAAUUAUGUUAUCAACGCACUCAAUGAAUCGAGUGGUAUUGAUGCGUGCUUUGAAUUGUUUCGUGAACUAAAUAAAGAGAACAUGGUUAUUCCAGAAGGCUUAUAUAUGUCGAUGAUUGAUUUGGGGACCCAGAUUGGACUAAUUGAACGUACAUUACAUGUCGCGUAUAACAUGGAGUGCGAAGGCUUUCGCCUUACCUCCCAGCAAUGGCACGACUUGAUGGUGCAAUGUCAGUUGGAUGCCGAACUAAACGAGUUUUUGCGUAUUUUCACAAUGUUACAUCAUGGGAAGCAACCCACCACCCCGCGUUUUGAAAUUAAAAUGUAUAAGGAUUUAAUCUUGUUACUGACAAAAUAUAAUCGUCAGCAUGAAGUCGUUCAAGUGCAGAAGCUAGCAAAAGAUGCAGGACAUGGCCUGAACGUUUGA